AACCCUAAACUUUCAAUGGCGAUCCCCACAAUUGCUUCUAAUUUCUCUCUUGUCCCUCCCAAAACUUCUCCAUUUUCUCGGUACACAGUCCUCCUAUCCCGCCCCCAAACCCUCCGGUCAUUUCCCUUAAAAAUCCAAGCUUUCAAACCCAGGCCGGCCCCCAUUUUUCUUUCACUUUCUGGUGAAAGGCAUGGGCUUUUCCGCAAUCGAAAACCCGAGUUUUAUGCAAAUGCUGGCAAUGGAGGAGAAGACGGUGGUGUUGAUGAAGCGGAGAGAUUGGCGAGAGGAGAGAGUACGAUGCCGGAGAGGUUUCGAUACUUGACCAAAGAAGCUUCUGAUCCUCCUGUUAGGUGGCCUUUCUUUGUUGCCGCGGCAUUCCUUCUCUAUGCAUGGAGAGCUGUUUUGUUGGAGCUAUCUAAUUGGAGAAAUGCUGCUCUCGGUGUCGUUCGUUUUGUCGGAUACCUCUUGAAACUUGUUCUUGCCCUUGCUUUCCAUUUCAUCGGAGAUCCAAUCACCUCCAUGAUCAGGUGUAUCGAGAAUGCGAUCUAUAGCGUGAGAGCUUUCUAUUCCGGAAUCGUGGCAUAUGCCGCUGUUAAAGAACUUACUGUGAUUAUUGUGCUUGCAUCGGCAGUUCUUGCUAUUGCUGAGGCUACUGUUCCCAACUCGGUUAGCUGCCAGCCGUAUAUGCUCACUAUAUCCGGUCUCAUUGGCUAUGCAGCCGUGACUGGCUAUAUUUCUGAGCCACUCUACUGGACUCUUUUGUUGGGGUUAUAUAGUUUUUCACGCUUGAUUAAAAAGCGCGACGAUGUUACAUCGGUACUGCCUGUUGCAGCUGUAAUGGCUGCCAUUGGGGAGCCUUGGGUUAGGGUCCUGGUGAUUACUUUGUAUCUAGCUUUAGCUAUCUUUCACCAUUCAAAGAAGCUUUCAGAAGUAAAGGAGGAAACAGAAGAUAUAGCUACAGAGAAGCGGCUUCCGAUGCCAUUAUUAGGUGCAGCCUUGGCCAUCGGAAUCAAUCUUACUGCCAAGUGGGUUGGUUACCGGCAUUUGACAUGGAUGAUAGUAUGAGGACACGGAAUCAGUCUGUAACGACGUUGGUGUUUCAUCCGUUUUGUAAUGGCUGGCAUGUUCUUUUGGGAAAUAAUUUUGUAUCCUGUUAAUUCGUUUCAUGAUUUUGGGAAUAACAGCCUAUUUCCCC
Molecule: messenger RNA, 1195 nt
Organism: Hibiscus syriacus
Lineage: Eukaryota; Viridiplantae; Streptophyta; Magnoliopsida; Malvales; Malvaceae
Exons: 2
Coding region: 16-1065 (349 amino acids)
Source: RefSeq, a predicted model, not a curated record